Molecule: messenger RNA, 5158 nt
Organism: Acanthaster planci (crown-of-thorns starfish)
Lineage: Eukaryota; Metazoa; Echinodermata; Asteroidea; Valvatida; Acanthasteridae
Product: prostaglandin E2 receptor EP2 subtype-like
Biological process (GO): positive regulation of cytosolic calcium ion concentration; adenylate cyclase-activating G protein-coupled receptor signaling pathway; inflammatory response
Cellular component (GO): plasma membrane
Molecular function (GO): G protein-coupled receptor activity
Source: RefSeq, a predicted model, not a curated record
UGAUAACAGCCAAUGCAGAAGAAGACCGAAAGGCAAGCUGAGAGCCCAGUACACGCUAUGCGAAAGAUUCAAAAGGAGAUUUCAAACGGGAACCUCCAAACCAAAACUUAAUACGCCAUACUUGAGAGAAGUCGUGCAGUCCAAGGAGCACAUGAAGUGGCUUUUUGCUGCAUGAGAAGAAAGACGCGAGAGAGCUACAGCCCACUGUCCAAGCCAGAAACAGAAAUAAACUCAAUCACUUCAAAGACAGAUGCUGAAGUUGCGUCCUACUUGCCUUCCCAAGCCUAGAACAAACAUUCGUUUACCGUAAUUGCACAGGAGUUCUGCUGCGUUCAAUUUGUAUUCGGUUUCAGGAAACGUUUUCGAGCCUGCAGAAACAGGUUUGAACUGACUGGGAUUUUCCAGCUCGCGGCAUUGUGGUUAAUUUUUAAUGGAGGCAUGUGUGAGAAGUGUCAACGUGCAGGCCAACCGUGACUAAUUAAUAGAAAGAAGGCAUCAACCGACGUUCUGUGGUACUUGAAGUCGGAGUGACGCCAGCAAAAUUUAAUACAUACGCAAUUUGAUGUUAGUCGAGAUUGAGACAAUAAUAAAUAAAAUCUUGGAAGCACAAACUAUAUGGAUUAAUUAUAAUGCAGCCAGCUUCUGUCAAAGCGAUUGUGAGGAAAUUGGUAACGGAUUAGUGUUUUCAUCUGCACAUGGAAACAAGGAAUGAUUUGUAACAAUAACUGCAAACUAAUUGUCUAUCUUUCCUUGUGCUUGGUAACGAAGGACUGGCUAUCGUGGUUACUGGAGUAAUGAAAUGGAAACUGUGAUCGAUCUGCAGGAUGUUAGUGUUUGAUUGAAGACUGUUUGGAGGAGGGAAGGCGAAAAAUAUUCAUGUUUAUCUCCAAGUACGGCGAAUAUUUUUCCCUGGCAUUAUCUGCUGAUUUGACUGUCCAGUUUACCACCCUACUAACCCUUGAGUUAUCACUGUGUACCGAGCAUGCACAAACACUAGCUGGGAGAUUUUUGCAUUCUAAAAACAAUCAGCAGUGUUUCAACUAACUGCUGUGAAUAACAAAUGUAACACACACCGUUGCGGUCAGAUACCGCAGUCGAUCCGUCUUCCUCUGGAAUUGUGACAUCACUUCCAACCAGUUCAGACCCAGGCGUGUUGAGUGACCUCAUGAUUGAUUUGGAUAUACCAAAUAUGGGGGUCAUGAUGGGCAACUCGGACAAUAUGACAAGUUUGAUAGCCCUGACACCUAGUGUGAGUGUCAUGACCCCCAUCACCAUGAUGGGUUCGGGGUUACUUGGUAACAUCAUUGCCAUCGGAGUGUACCAUUGCUCGUGCACCGCUCAUCGUAACCUUCCUUUCUAUGGCCUCAUGAAGGGCUUACUGUGGACCAACGUGGUGGGCUACUUGGCCGUGUACCCACUUAUAAUCGCAGCCUUCUUCAACGGCUUACACUGGAUCGGUGGCAUGCACACUUGUAACUUUCAGGGAUUGUCUACGCUGAGUUUUGGCAUGUCAACCUCACUGCUAGUUGGCUGUAUGGGCUUUGAGCGCUUUCUUGCCGUUUGUAAACCUACGUUACACGCUAAACGCGUGGAGAGAAGAAAGAUCCCAUAUCUGAUCUUUCUAGUCUGGGUCUUCGCUAUUUUCACCGCUUUUAUGCCUAUAGUAGGGUUUGGUGAGAUGGUACAGCAUUAUCCAGGUACAUGGUGUUUUGUAAAUUGGCGGCAUCAACAAACUGUUGGCAAGCUGUACACCAGCAUCCUCGCUGCAGAACUCUCUGGUGUUUUACUUCUUGUUUUUUCCUGUCUGCUUUCUGUGGUAUGUUUCUCCCUGUUGAAACUACUACGUAUGGUACCGGGAAAAUCAGAGGGCGUCGUUGAGAUAACUGGUACAUCAGUCAGGCGUCUGUCAGUUAGAAGUAGACCCAAUGUAGUGGUUCCUGGGAGUGCAUCACCGUGGCUUACUUUCCAUUAUAUUCUGUUUGCAUCCACGGUACUCGUCUGCAUGACUCCAAUUGUGUUGAGAAUAAUCUUGAACGUUUCCGGCUUUGACGAGGAUCAUUUCGCCACUUUUCGAGCUAUGGGCUUUGCUGAAUGCUUCCCUGCCAGUGCUCCAUGGAUUUACAUGCUUCUACAUCAGAGGCUUUGGCAACGAUUUCUGCCAUGCUGCUUCUCAAAACACCUGCCAAACACCAAUUGUACUCACUACCAGUAUCGUCAUCAAGCCUUGGAUCAUAACCAUAUUGGCCCUAUGGAAGCUGGCCACAAUGCUUCUGACGACAUGAGCGGCAGUGCAAACAACAAUAUGCAACCCAACAACGUGGAAGGAACUACUGGAUAUAAGCCAGUGGCUGAGGAUGGAUCGACAGUCGACAUUCUGACCAUUAGGAAUGUGGCUCGAAAGAAUCAACAGCAAUCAAAAAAAGGACAUGAGAAGAAAUCACAUUCAUGCAAACCACUGACAGACUUUUCCCCAUCUAACACAAGGAGUAACAGUAAACUAGGUGUACCAAACCAUCCACUCUCUGGUCACAUGAAAGAAGACUUGACUGAUAAACAUAGGAACCAUUAUUGUUCAGAUGGCAGCAUAGCGCGGAUCGAAUACCACGCCCUCAUGCGGAUGAUGGAUGAAGAUUCACAUGAGAAUGUGUCAAAAGACGAGCAUGCAGAGCUUGCUAAGGCUUGUUCAUUCAGUAAAGAAUCCACGAUCUGACUAGAUUGGAAUUAAAAGCUGAACACUUUUAAAAGGCUACAGUAAUAGUUAGUGGAAUUACAAAUUAUAUUGCAUAUCGGAAGCGCUACAUUUAAGCAGCAAUGACUAUGUGCUGUGUUGCCGAAACCGUCAUUACCAACUUACCAAGGUUUGAAAUGCGCAGCUGAAAUGUACAUUUGCAGCAAGAUAAAUGCUCAUUUCAAUUUUUUCCUGCUAAUUUUUUUGCAUUUAUUUUCUGAGAUCGUUUGCAUCUCACUCUUGUAAUAGUUCAUGUAAUUCCAUGUGGAUUGACAACCAAUUCCAAUGCUUCAUAAUAGAAAACUAAUUCAACGGACGCUGAUUAAUGUGCAUUAAUUUGUAAAUAUUAUAGUAAAUCCGUACUGUAUUCUAGUACAUGCAAUCUUUUUUUAAGUGUGGAGGUAUGCUUGAUAAGCACAAUACAGUUUUCAGGUAAUACUAAUAUCUUGAUUGCUGACAACAAUAUAACAUCGAUGUCGGUGCCCAUUUAAGAGCAACCGUUAUUUAAUUUAAAACAGAAAGUUGUCAUCGUAAGAAAAUAUCACUGGUAUGCUAGUUAGUGAGGGAAUAGCCAAGAGUUUACGAUUUUAACUACUGUUGGCAGAUUUUCCCAAAAAUUUACAUUUUUGCCCUUAGUAGGAGGGGUUCAACUUAAUUAGUUUCUGGUUGGAUGCAAGUCCUGUGCUUUGCUUGUUUUUUUGUUUUGUUUUGUUGUUUUUUUUGGGGGGGGUUGGCUAGUUUGAUCAAUAUCUGUUCUGACGAUGAAGGUUGUGCACUUACCCAGCGAAAGACUACACUGUGAAGCCCUUGGUAAAGUUUGUAGGUCAUGGCUAAAUUGAAGCCUUUGAACCUUUCUACAAACAGCUUCUUCGUAUCUUUUGGAGUACCCUAAAAUUUUGUAAAUUUUACAAGGAUACUUUACGGUCGAUUUCGCUAUAGCAGAACGGUUUUUGUACUUCAAACGCGAAAAUGGAAACUGGGGGAUUUUAGCCAUGAACGCAUUUAUCACGUUUUGUGCAACUGCGCAAAAAUAUCCACUAGACUGCUGUUCGUGAUAAUUAUGAAGACAUCGUCAACAGAGUUGAAACUUGACGAAUUUUUAUGCUUAGCCAAUACAUGGCGCCCCCACUUUGUUUGAAACCGUGCAAUGUAAGGAGUUGAACUUUUAGGACAGCAUUUCUCUAACUGCAAUGUACUACUAAAGUCAUGUAGGUUCCAGACAAUAUUGACUGUUGCCAAAUUAAAUUGGACUUAACUGGCGUUAUAUUUAGAAGUGAAAUUAUAUUUAAUUUGGUUGUAGGCCUACGCUGCAAAACUAUUCUCAACAUACUUGACGAGGGGCUUCCUUACUAUUUUGUAACUAUUUUGUAGAAUGAGAUCUCUCGUUCUGGUGAAGGAGAACAACAAGUAUAGGGGGGUUAGAAAGAAAGACGUUUGUGGGAUUUGAGAACAUCCUAUGAAAGGGACUUGUAUUAGUCUGUAGAUUGUGGUCAGUGAGUCAGCAUUAUUAAGGUCCGUGAGUGACGUGUUUGCAGUGUGCUUCCUCCUUCGCUGGCCUGACUGCGAGUCGAAACUCACCUAUCGUACAGAAAAAGCACACACCUACCUCGUUGAACAGCUCAAGUUUGAGACUUUUUUGCGGUUAAACCUAACAUUUUUUCUUGUCCGAGGACAAAUUUCCUUCACUCGCUAACUAAAACGUUUUAUGCAUUGUAGGUUUCCACACCUACCGUAUGCGUAUUUUGUAUGACUUUUCUAAUUUGUAUUAAAGUUUCCUUUUUUGCACAAAUUAAUACUGGUACCUGAUCUCCGUGUAAUACAAGAAUAUAUUAAAUACGGUUCUUUUUAUUUUUGAAUUUAUUGACUGAAAGAUGCGGGCAUUGAAGUUUAAUUCAACAAUUAUAAUAUCGUUUUAAGAAUUAUUGUUACUUUGUGCGAAAUCAUUGUCAAAUGUCAUAUAUUUGCCUUUUCAUUUAAAGGUAAUGGGAAUUGUUGUUCUCAAUGGUCGACCACACGUCGCGAAAAUUACACCGAUGAAUGAAUUUCUUGCCAAUCGGCGGCAUGUUCAUCUCUGCAAAGAAAAUGCCAUCUUGUACGUUGCUAAGUGUAAUGGUCAUUGUGGUAUAUUUCCUUGCACAUCAUAUAAACUUUGACAUUUCCCCAAUUUACACCGUUUCAAGUACUUUUUACACGUGGUCACUGGAUAAAGUACGGGUUAUUUGGAAUCUACAAUGUGUUUUAAUAUAUGUCGAGUUAACUGAUGGCAAGUUUAGCUGCUAGGUUGUUGGAUCUUAUAAUUAGCUCUUAAAUGAAUUCUAAAAAGAUAAAGAUGUUUGCAGAAUGUAACUAUAUAUGUCACGUGUACAGAAAUAACGUGAUUUGGGAACUGGGUCUGCUGAAAAUCGAGAAUAAAAGUUCUCUGGAAAAGGA